Messenger RNA from Budorcas taxicolor (takin), 3031 nucleotides. It is a transcript of the gene USP37, whose product is annotated as ubiquitin specific peptidase 37. The coding region runs from base 1 to 2946 and encodes 981 amino acids. Lineage: Eukaryota; Metazoa; Chordata; Mammalia; Artiodactyla; Bovidae. The transcript has 23 exons. Gene Ontology annotation, molecular function: cysteine-type deubiquitinase activity. Gene Ontology annotation, biological process: protein deubiquitination. The record is from RefSeq and is a predicted model, not a curated record.
AUGUCUCCUCUGAAGAUACAUGGCCCUAUCAGAAUUCGAAGUAUGCAGACUGGGAUUACAAAAUGGAAAGAAGGAUCCUUUGAAGUUGUGGAAAAAGAGAAUAAAGUCAGCCUAGUAGUUCACUACAAUACUGGAGGGAUUCCAAGGAUAUUUCAGCUAAGUCAUAACAUUAAAAAUGUGGUGCUUCGACCCAGUGGAGCAAAGCAAAGCCGCUUAAUGUUAACUCUACAAGAUAACAGCUUCUUGUCUAUUGAUAAAGUACCAAGUAAGGAUGCAGAGGAAAUGAGGUUGUUUCUAGAUGCAGUCCAUCAAAACAGGCUUAAUGCAGCCAUGAAACCUUCUCAGGGUUCUGGUAGUUUUGGAGCUAUUCUGGGCAGCAGGGCCUCACAGAAGGAAACCAACAGGCAGCUUUCUUACUCGGACAAUCAGGUCUCUUCAAAAAGAGGAAGUUUGGAAACUAAAGAUGAUACUCCGUUUCGAAAAGUUCUUGGUAAUCCAAGUAGAGGAUCAAUUAAGGCUGCAGCAGGAAAUGGAGUAACUCCUACCCGGACAAUUCCGCCUUUGACAUCUACAUCCACACCUCUUAGAUCAGGGUUACUAGAAAAUAGGACUGAAAAGAGAAAAAGAAUGCUGUCAUCUGGCUCAGAGUUGAAUGAAGAUUACCCUAAGGAAAAUGAUUCAUCAUCGAACAACAAGGCUAUGACAGAUCCCUCAAGAAAGUAUUUAACCAGCAGUAGAGAGAAGCAGCUGAGUUUGAAACAGUCAGAAGAGAAUAGGACAUCAGGGCUUCUACCUUUGCAGUCGUCAUCUUUUUAUGGUAGCAGAACUGCAGCCAAGGACUAUACUCCUGGCAGCACUAACCUAGACAGGACUAAUAUUUCAAGCCAAACUCCAUCUGCCAAAAGAAGUUUGGGAUUUCUUCCUCAGCCAGCUCCUCUUUCUGUUAAAAAACUGAGGUGUAACCAGGAUUACACUGGUUGGAACAAGCCAAGAGUGCCCCUUUCCUCUCACCAACAGCAGCAACUGCAGGGCUUCUCCAAUUUGGGAAAUACCUGCUAUAUGAAUGCUAUUUUACAAUCUCUAUUUUCACUCCAAUCAUUUGCAAAUGACUUGCUCAAGCAAGGUAUCCCAUGGAAGAAAAUUCCACUCAAUGCACUUAUCAGACGCUUUGCACACUUGCUUGUUAAAAAAGAUAUCUGUAAUUCAGAGACCAAAAAAGACUUACUCAAGAAGGUUAAAAAUGCUAUUUCAGCUACAGCGGAGAGAUUCUCUGGUUAUAUGCAGAAUGAUGCUCAUGAAUUUUUAAGUCAGUGUUUAGACCAGCUGAAAGAAGAUAUGGAAAAAUUAAAUAAAACUUGGAAGAUUGAACCUGUUCCUGGAGAAGAAAAUUCACCAGAUAUUUCAGCUACUAGAGUAUAUACUUGCCCUGUUAUUACUAAUUUGGAGUUUGAAGUUCAGCACUCCAUCAUCUGUAAAGUAUGUGGAGAGAUUAUUCCCAAAAGAGAACAGUUUAAUGACCUCUCCAUUGACCUUCCUCGAAGGAAAAAGCCACUCCCUCCUCGUUCAAUUCAAGAUUCCCUUGAUCUUUUCUUUAGAGCAGAAGAACUUGAGUAUUCCUGUGAGAAAUGUGGUGGAAAAUGUGCUCUUGUCAGGCACAAAUUUAACAGGCUACCCAGAAUCCUCAUACUUCAUUUGAAACGAUACAGCUUCAAUGUUGCUCUCUCACUUAACAACAAGAUUGGGCAGCAAGUCAUCAUUCCAAGAUACCUGACCCUCUCAUCUCAUUGCACUGAAAAUACGAAACCACCCUUUAACCUUGGUUGGAGUGCACAGAUGGCAGUUUCUAGACCAUUGAAAGCCUCUCAAAUGGUGAAUUCCUGCAUCACCAGCCCUUCUACACCUUCAAAGAAUUUCUCCUUCAAAUCCAAGACCUCUUUGGCUUUAUGCCUUGAUUCAGACAGUGAAGAUGAGCUUAAACGCUCUGUGGCCCUUAGCCAGAGGCUUUGUGAAAUGUCAGGCAGUGAACAGCAGCAGGAGGAGCUGGAAAAGGAUUCAAAAUCAUGCAGAAUAGAACCUGAUAAAUCUGAAUUGGAAAACUCGGGAUUUGACGGAAUGAGUGAAGAGGAACUGCUAGCAGCUGUUUUAGAGAUAAGUAAAAGAGAAGCCUCACCAUCUCUCAGUCAUGAAGAUGAUGAUAAACCAACCAGCAGCCCUGAUACCGGAUUUGCAGAAGAUGAUAUUCAAGAAAUGCCUGAAAAUCCAGACUCUGUGGAAACUGAGAAGCCGAAGACAAUCACAGAGCCCGAUCCUGCCAGUUUUACUGAGAUAACUAAAGACUGUGAUGAAAAUAAAGAGAACAAAACUCCAGAAGGAUCUCAAGGAGAGGUUGAUUGGCUCCAGCAGUAUGAUAUGGAGCGUGAGAGGGAGGAACAGGAGCUUCAGCAGGCAUUGGCUCAGAGCCUCCAGGAGCAAGAGGCUUGGGAACAGAAAGAAGAUGAUGACCUCAAAAGAGCUACAGAGUUAAGUCUUCAAGAGUUUAACAACUCUUUUCUGGAUUCAUUGGGUUCUGAUGAGGACUCUGGAAAUGAAGAUGUUUUAGAUAUGGAGUACACAGAAGCUGAAGCUGAGGAACUGAAAAGAAAUGCUGAGACAGGAAAUCUUCCUCAUUCCUAUCGGCUCAUCAGUGUUGUCAGUCACAUUGGUAGCACUUCUUCUUCAGGUCACUACAUUAGUGAUGUGUACGACAUUAAGAAGCAGGCAUGGUUUACAUAUAAUGACCUAGAGGUAUCUAAAAUCCAAGAGGCUUCUGUUCAGAGCGAUCGAGAUCGGAGUGGCUACAUCUUCUUUUAUAUGCACAAGGAGAUAUUUGAUGAGCUGCUGGAAACAGAAAAGAACUCUCAGGCACUUAACCUGGAAGUGGGGAAGACCACUCGUCAGGUUUCAUGAGCAAACCCCUGGGUUGGCAGUGUGCACUGCGUAUUCUCUCUUACUGCCACCCACUUCGCUUUCCUCUGUCUGAGAAGAAUUUGGA